UUUUCAGUGUCCCUUUAGGGGGUCCUAAGAUUCCCCUUUGGACAAAUAUAUUGUAAAAAGCAACACAUUUGUUUUCCAAAAUAAAAUAUCUUUAUGAAAUGUAUUUUUCAAAAAAGAAGUUUGAAUUUCAUGCCUAAAACUAGGUUAAUGUCAUAUUUUCAUACAUUUUUUGGAAAUAAGAAUAAAUUAAUCAGAAUGUUUUUUGAAAUAUUGUUAAAACACAUUUUGUUGAAAAUAUGUAAACCUUCAAAUAAUAAUCCAAAUCAACUCAAUUCCAUUUAAAUAAAGCAGUUUUUGCACAACAUUUAAUGCAUGUAAAUAUCGCUCAAUCAGUCCAGCCAGUUCAUUCAGCUGCUUCCCAUCAUGGAGCUGCUGGGACGUCUGACAACAGCUAAACUAUAUGAUGUGAAAACGGCUGCUAGUAUUGAUCCACUCUGAUGGUUAGUGUUGGAUGAUGUCCAGCAAAAGCCCAUUUGUCUCUUGUGCUUGAGACUGGACGGGUCACGCAAGUUUUUGUAAUGAGUCGACACUUGUGGAGGAAGUGAACGAUUUUUAAAACUUUGUGGUGAUCGUUUCACGACUGCAUGACCAGAGGGGGGUUGCGUCAGCAUCGGCAGUCCGUCCACGCUGCUGCACGGUAAUCAAAUUUACCACUUAAGAAAAAAACAAUCUUAUAUUUUUAUUCUACUAGCAAACAACAUUUUUGCUAUUAUUUUCUCAAUAAAAUGGUUCUUGAGUUGUAAUUAAGUCUUCUUCUUCUCAUUCAUCUCCAUCAGUCACGAUGGCAGAGUAAAGAUGGGGAACUGGAACUUCCUUGGAGGAGUUCUGGAGGAGGUCCACAUCCAUUCCACAGUGGUGGGUAAAAUCUGGCUCUCCAUUCUGUUCAUCUUCCGCAUGCUGGUGCUGGGGGUGGCAGCAGAGGAUGCAUGGAUGGAUGAGCAGGAGGACUUUGUUUGCAACACUGCCCAACCCGGCUGCAGGAACGUCUGCUACGACCGCGCUUUCCCCAUCUCCCUCAUCCGCUACUGGGUGCUGCAGGUCAUCUUUGUGUCCUCGCCCUCUUUGGUUUACAUGGGCCAUGCCGUCUACCGGUUGCGAACGUUGGAAAAGCAGAGGCAGAAGAAGAGAGCUCUGCUGUGGAAGGAUCUGGAGUUGGUAGAUGUGGAUCUUGCCAGGAGAGAAAUGAAACACCUCGAUCAGAGGAAGGUUAACAAAGCUCCUCUGAGAGGCGCGCUGCUCCGCACUUACGUGGCUCACAUCGUCGUCCGCUCUGUUGUUGAAGUGGCGUUCAUGGCGGGUCAAUACCUCAUUUAUGGAUUCCAACUCAGCCCACUCUACAAGUGUGACUGGGAUCCAUGCCCCAAUGCUGUUGACUGCUACAUCUCCAGACCAACAGAGAAGACCGUCUUCAUGGUGUUCAUGCAAAGCAUUGCUGCUCUAUCCUUCUCUCUGAGCAUUUUAGAGGUCAUGUAUCUGUGCUACAAAAUGAUUAGGAAGGUCACUCUGGACUUCUGUGCUAAAAAAGGAAAAAAUGUUCAAGAACUUGAGGAUUUUGAAGCCCAAAGGGAUAAAGUUACACCAAUUUGCAGCAGGGAAUCUCAUAAACGAAGAAUUCAGUCUGAGCAGAACCACCUAGAGCUCAUAGAGAGAAAACAAAGUUACCCAGAACUUAGGAAAACCUCGUUUCUACCUCCUCAGCUUCCCACUCAAGGAUGCUGCAGCCAAUCAACCUCUGCAGAGGCUCGCUCAUCCUUCUCCAACUUUCAUAUUAAUUCCAAAGAGAAGUCUGAAGGCUUUUACCUCCACGACUCCAGAGAUAAAAACGGUCAAAGGAAGAACAAACAGCCUCCCAAAUGUCUUCAGAGAGCAGCUCAUGCUUCUUCUCUCCCCUCUCUGCAUAUGAGGUCACCGAGGAGGCCAAAGGAGGAGCUGGACUCGUUCAAUUGUGCUCCUACAUUUGAGAUUAAACGUUCUGACACGGGGUCACAUGGAGGCACCAAAGCUAGCAGAGAAACUCCCUGUGAGAAAAUAAGUUCACAACCAACCGGUGGAUCGCUCGACGACUGCAGCACAAGAUCAGGAUGCGUCUCAUCACUGCCGUCCUCAAACGGCAAAACAUCAGCGGCAAGUGACACGAGCAGCAGAAGAGACACAGACCUGCAGAUCUAAAAACUGUUUAGUUUUUUUUCUUCAAUUUUGACUUUUUCAAAAUUAUUUGUUUUAAAUUGUAAAACAUUAGCAGUUUUAAUCAUAAUAGGUAUAAUUGAAGCCAUUUUUAGAUAGUGAGACAAAUGUAAACUGUGUCACAGGUUACAGCUAAUGCUACGAGUGCACGUCUACUUUGGAAUGUACUAUCACACUGAUAACAGGUGUUUUGCCUCUUCUUCAGUGGUUUUUCACCCAUAUUUCCAAGUUAUAUUAAAUUAUAAAUGUAAAUGCAUUAUAAAUCAAAUGCAAUCACAUUUUAGCAGGAAUUUAAAGCAAACAAUGAAUUGAAUAGCGAUUUUAACAUUGUGAAAUGCAUUUUCAAAUUGCAAGCAUGAAUUGUUAAUUGAGAAUUGAAUGUCACUUUGAAUUAUGGGUGAAAAAAAAAAAAACUUGCAUAGACUCAUCACAUUUCUGAGCAUAUCUAUGAGGAGUUCAAACAGUAGCAGUUUCCUAACCAACAGUUGCUGUUUUAUUCUCAGAUUUUGUAAAAGAAACUCAAAUUUAUAGAACUUUUGUUUUUUGCUUCUGGUGGGUAGAUUUAAGAAACCAAAGAAAGAGACAUU
Molecule: messenger RNA, 2771 nt
Organism: Oryzias melastigma (Indian medaka)
Lineage: Eukaryota; Metazoa; Chordata; Actinopteri; Beloniformes; Adrianichthyidae
Gene: gja9a
Product: gap junction protein alpha 9a
Exons: 1
Coding region: 796-2169 (457 amino acids)
Biological process (GO): cell communication
Cellular component (GO): connexin complex
Source: RefSeq, a predicted model, not a curated record